GGGGGGAGGGGCUCACCGGCAGGAGGCGGAGGUCCCGACGCCUCAUUCGGUCGUCCGCAGGCCGGAGUUGAGCCGAGUCCGGUUGAACCGAACGGAAGGUGCAGGCCUGCGGGUCAGACAGCCGCCCCGGACCGACUCGGUGCCAGUUCGUAGCCGAUCCGAUGGAGGAGCUGAGGCCUAGCGGCCCGGGCAUCGCCGCGCUGCUGCCCCCGGGAUUGCACGCUAUCUACCAAGAGUGCAGGAGGCUGUACUCGGACCAGCCGAAUCCUCUGCAAGUCACCGCCAUCGUCAAGUAUUGGUUGGGAGGACCAGAUCCACUGGACUACAUCAGCAUGUACAGAAAUCCAGGGAGUCCAACACAAGAUGUGCCUGAGCAUUGGCAUUAUGUCAGCUUUGGUUUAAGUGACUUGUAUGGAGACAAUAGAGUACACGAAUUUACAGGAGUGGAAGGACCAAGUGGCUUUGGGUUUGAACUGACUUUCCGGUUAAGACGAGAAACUGGGGAAACUGCACCUCCGACGUGGCCAGCUGAACUGAUGCAGGGUUUGGCCAGAUAUGUAUUCCAGUCAGAAAACACAUUAUGCAGUGGUGACCAUGUCUCUUGGCACAGCCCAUUGGACAACAGUGAAUCCCGCAUCCAACAUAUGUUAUUGACAGAAGACCCACAGCUGCAACCUGUCCGUACCCCCUUUGGAACAGUUGCAUUCCUCCAGAUUGUUGGAGUUUGUACAGAAGAACUUCAAGCAGCGCAGCAGUGGAAUGGUCAAGGGAUCUUGGAGCUUCUCCGGACUGUUCCUGUAGCAGGUGGCUCUUGGCUAAUCACAGACAUGCGAAGAGGAGAAACUAUAUUUGAAUCUGAUCCACAUUUGCAGGAGAGGGUGGACAAAGGCAUAGCGACUGAUGGAUCAAAUCUGAGCGGUGUGAGUGCAAAAUGUGCAUGGGUUGAUCUAAGCCGCCCCCCAGAAGAUGAAGAAGAUAGCAGAAGUAUUUAUCUUGAGAUGCAGCCACGUCGUUUGUCAGAUAAAGAUACAGAGCAAAUCAGAGAGGUCUUGCGUAGGGGCCUUGAAAUGAACACCAAGCCAAUCUUGCCACCAAUCAGUUCCCAGAAACCCCAGCAGCAAAAUGGAAUGAAUCAUGACCGAGCACAACUAGUGCAAUCAGUGGGCCAUUUCCAGAGCAAGCAGACUGAAAGGACUAGGAAAGAUAGUUUGGAGAGUGAAAGUUCUGCUGCUAUUGUUCCUCAUGAAUUGAUCCGCACCAGGCAGCUGGAGAGUGUACACCUUAAAUUCAACCAGGAAUCAGGAACUCUUAUUCCGUUGUCACUGAGAGGUAGAUUGUUACAUGGAAGGCACUUUACUUACAAAAGCAUCACAGGAGAUACCGCAAUCACAUUUGUUUCUACUGGAGUUGAAGGGGCAUUUGCCACAGAGGAACACCCAUAUGCAGCUCAUGGUCCAUGGCUACAGAUUCUGCUGAAUGAAGAAUUUGUGGAAAGGAUGUUAGAGGAUUUGGAAGACUUGGCCUCUCCAGAAGAAGUGAAACUGCCAAAGGAGUACAGCUGGCCAGAGAAAAAACUGAAAAUCACAAUUUUACCUGAAUCGGCAUUUGACAGUCCUCUCCAGUAGCUGAGAAUACCAAGACUAAAUGUUAUCUAUGUAAAAGUACCUUGCCUUUAUGUUCCACUUCUAAACUUGCAAAAAUAAUUUUGCAGUACAUAAUAGUUAUAUAAAGGAUGGCUACCUAGUCAUUGUAGUUUAAAGCUGUAUUAAAAAGUCACACUAAUGUUAAAUCUAUUCCAAUUAAACUGGAGACUUGUGUACUUUAGCUCACCAUACCUAUUAUAUUGAAGACUAGUGUGGGAGGGGAGCAAGAAAAUCAGUUGCACAUAGUAUUUUUAUAGCUUGUUGUGCCUAUCUUAUCUCUGAUGACUUAAGUGCUGAACAAGUACGGCUUACCUAAAGUUGUACUUGUCCCGUUGAUGUGUGGAUCAUGCCAAAAUUGUGUUCCGCAGCAGGUGACUUGUUUUAUUUUCAAAUUUAUUACUUUUGUACAAUUUUAUUACAAUCUUUUCAUCACAAGACUGAUAUUUUUAAAAUCAAAGUAGAGGGUUGGGCGGGGUGGGAAAUAUGAUGGGAAGUUGGAGUGACUGGGUGAAACAGGAGAUGUUCAGACACUUGCUGUUUAACUUUUUCCUUUCAUUUUGUGAUAAAUCAACUUUAUAAUCAUCUGUUUAGACACAUUUUAAUGCAUGGAAUGGUAGAUUUGUAAAGAUUAAUUAUUAGCAGUUCAAUUUUUGAUGGGUUUUUUCAUUCUCCCCACACCAUUGUAUCAUAGUCUCUAAUCAUACAGAAGGGUGCCAUUACAAAUCAACAGUAUUUUCACCUUUCAUUAAUGCAUUCCAGAUCAUAUGAAACCGCAUUAAAUAAAUUCUUCUAACCUCAUGAUUCUUUGGAUGGUUACCUUAAUCCUAUGUUCUCUAACUACUCUCCCUCCUCCUCCUGGGAACCCAUUGUAAUUUUUGAACACCUCCAUUAAUUCUCCCCUUAGUUUUUUUUCUUAAGCCCGGUUUCUCUGGUCUUCCUUCAGAGCCGAUGUCCCUCAUCUGUGGUUUUCUUCUAGCAUUUUUCAUCAGCUCCCCUCGGUUCUUGAUGUUCUUCCAAAAGUCUAGUGUGCAGACUUGAAUGCCACUCUAGCUGAGGACUAACUAAUUAUUUAUAAAAGCUUUGCAUUAGCAAAAUUUCACUUUCUGAAAUAAUUGGGAGUUGUAUGGACAAAGGAUGAGAUGUCUUGCAAUAUUUUUAUUACUAAUCCACAGAUUGGGGGUAUUGCUGGUAAGGUCAACAUUUAUUACUGAUUCUUAACUGCCCUUGAGAUGGCUGUGAUCAGCCAAUUACUGCAGUCCUUACGGUGGAGCUGCUUCUGAAGUUUUAGGAAGGGAAGUCCAAGACUUUGAACCAACAAAGUUGCAGGAAUGGAGAUAGCUCUCCCAGUUAGGAUAUGGUAAAAUGAACUUGGGGUUGGGAGGAGCGGUGAAAGUUGUUCCCAUUUUCCUUCCAAAUGUAGAAGUUGCUGAAGACUUGCAUCUUGCAGGUGGUACACACAGCGACUAGUGAUGGAGGGAGUGAAUGUUUAAGGUGGUGGAUGGGUUGACCUAUUAAUCAGUUUGGUUUAUCCUGGACUGUCUUAAGGUUUUUGAGUGUUUUUAGAGUUACACUCAUCCAGGCAAAUGCAGUCUGUUCCAUCACACUCGUUGUCCCUUGUACAUGGUUGAAAGGCUGAGUCAGGAGCUUGGUCAUUAUGAUGUGCGAAAACUUUUGAUUUAGCAGCCAUUUCUUUUACUUACCAAGCUCUUCGACAAAUACUCUAUUCUGCUUUUAACUUGAAUGAAACACAUACCUGAAAUGAUUGAUCGUCGGGAUAAUUGUUGGGUCACAAGUGUAAAUGGAAAUUAAUGUUUCAAUCAUUAUUUAAUGUAAUCAUUUAAAGAGGAUGUUGCCUUGGAUCACCUUUUAUGACAAAAGCCUAUAUGUACAGGUUGAUCCUGUAUCUGAUGACCAUUGUUUGAGCAUCAUUUUUAACAGCUGUCCUGAACAAAAUAACUUGGAGCUGCCAUGAAGUUGAAGAGAAUAUCAUGCUCCAUUCCUGGAACUGAUUUACUCCACAACGAUCCUUUCUAUGCAGCCUUUUUGAGAUUAGGUUUAUGAUGCAAAGUCCCGUAAUGCCACCUGGGUUCAAAUAUGAUUGUUUCAUGUUAGUAACUAAAAAUUAAUAAUUGUAAUUAAUUUUGUCACCAGUGUCAUCCAGGUGGUUUUAAAAAAAAAUUAGACUUGUAUUUAACAUGAGUUUGCUGACAUUAAUGGAUAAAGCCUGACUCGAUUCUGCCACAGAAGUGGUCGAAGCCACUUGUCAUAGUAGGCUAGUUAAAAGUACAAGACUUCAAUUCACUACAAUAGUAGCUUGCAAUUGGCAUUCUAGGUGAACAUUUUUGUAGUUCAUCUCUCGUGUGCAGUGUUUUGUUUUGCAUAAAUUCUUGACACUACAGAUUUAAUUGAAGACCCCCUGCAGAACAGCAGUGUAAUCCAUGGUUUUUAGAUACUAUUUUUAAAAUGAAGAUUACUAGCAGAAGUGUUUUAUAAUGUUUUUAUUGUAGUUGUCUAAUGUAAAUUUUUUCUACCUUGUGUGUGUUGCAGCUUGGCUUGCACUUUUGUAAUAUUUUUUUGUCACUAAACUAUUCCAUCAGUAAUCUGUGCAUUAAAGUAAUUUACUUGAUAAUUCAAGCUGUUUAAUUU
Molecule: messenger RNA, 4289 nt
Organism: Pristis pectinata (smalltooth sawfish)
Lineage: Eukaryota; Metazoa; Chordata; Chondrichthyes; Rhinopristiformes; Pristidae
Gene: sufu
Product: suppressor of fused homolog (Drosophila)
Exons: 13
Coding region: 162-1625 (487 amino acids)
Cellular component (GO): nucleus; cytoplasm
Molecular function (GO): transcription factor binding
Source: RefSeq, a predicted model, not a curated record